Manis pentadactyla (Chinese pangolin) is the source of this 2981-nucleotide messenger RNA. It is a transcript of the gene UTP25, whose product is annotated as UTP25 small subunit processome component. Gene Ontology annotation, cellular component: small-subunit processome; nucleolus. Gene Ontology annotation, molecular function: rRNA binding; U3 snoRNA binding. Bases 526 to 2646 code for a protein of 706 amino acids. The record is from RefSeq and is a predicted model, not a curated record. The transcript has 12 exons. NCBI's taxonomy places the organism in Eukaryota, Metazoa, Chordata, Mammalia, Pholidota, Manidae. Gene Ontology annotation, biological process: maturation of SSU-rRNA from tricistronic rRNA transcript (SSU-rRNA, 5.8S rRNA, LSU-rRNA).
UCCCCAGCGGGAGCCCGCGUUUCCCGGGGUCGGGCCGCCGGUCUCCCCGGGGAUAGGGCCGGCGCUGCUCCGCCGGUUCCCGGGCCUCGCUGGCGGCUCCCAUGCUGCGUGUGGGGCCCGGCGGGGGCUCGGCCGCGGAGGAUUCUGGGGGCAUCCCGCCCAAGCGGGGUUCUCCGCGGCUCUUCUACCUUUUGGGGAGCCCGUUACUUUAUGCUAGACCACACGCCCCCUUCUGCGGGCUGGUGUUUGUAUGGCCACAGGUUUUCCAAGACUGGUUUUGUUUUUUGUGUUUUUAAAGCAUUACUUGGGACUUUCGACGUCACUGAUCUGUCCACUUACAGUGAGGAAAGUGAUGUAUCGGUCGUUGUGGGUUUCCCUUGUUAGUGUCCAGACUUUAAGUUAUGAUCUUAAUGCUCAUCCCACCACUUUGGGCCGCUUUAUCAGCAGUUAGAGGGACAAUCUAAUAAAGGUGAACCCCGAGGUCUUUUAUUUGCCAGGGUUUCCAGAAAGGAAACAAAACCACAGAUGUGUCAACUGUCAGAGAGUUCAGAUACUUCAAGUUCUGAAAGCGAAGGAGAGAGUGAACCGGAACGGGUUUCUGGGUACCACAGACUACUCGCCACGUUAAAGAAUGUUUCCGAGGAAGAGGAAGAGGAGGAGGAGGAGGAGGAGAGUGUUGCAGAUGAGGCCGAAGGGAGUGAUGAAGAUGAUGGUAGUGGGGUUGGUGUGGAGGAAGAGACAGCCACAGAGUCUACUGCAGUGCAGGAGAGUAUGGCCUUACCUGCUGACCUUGAGGAAAAAGAUGGAGACAGGGCAGCUGGCACGUCACGGAAAGCCCCUGAGGAGUUUACAGAUGCAAAACACGAGUCACUCUUUAGCCUGGAAACUAAUUUUCUUGAAGAGGAAAGUGGAGGCAACUGUUCUCUGAAAACAUCCCAAGAUCCAUUUCUACAACAUGUGAACAAAGAACUGAAAGAAAAAGAAAUUCAGGCUAUUGACACAAAUCCCCAAAAUACUCACCAACUAAAAUGGCUCAUUCUGGGCCAGCUUGUCUUUUCAUCCAAGUUUCAGACGUUGGAAACAUUUAAACCCCCAAAGGACAUUGACUUAAAGUCACUUCAUCUCCAGAAGCCUCUGGAAUCCACCUGGACAAAGAUCAACAGCCAGUUCCUCUCUGGUCCCCAAAAAUCAAGUUGCCCCUUCACACCCCUCCAGAAAGAGCUCUUCUUAAUUAUGAAUUCCUACCGGGACCUGUUCUACCCAGAAAGGACUGCCCUGAAGAACGGGGAAGAGAUCCGCCGUGUGUACUGCCUGCAUGUGAUAAAUCAUGUCCUCAAAGCCAAUGCCCAGGUGCUUGGCAACAAUAGUAGACGCCGAAUCCAGAAACUUGGAGUGGGUGACGACGAUGAUUUCAGGGACCAAGGGCUGACACGGCCCAAGGUGCUGAUAGUGGUGCCCUUCCGGGAGGCUGCCUUGCGGGUGGUGCAGCUCUUCAUCAGCCUCCUCGAGGGUGACAGCAAGAAGAAAAUAAUUGUGAGCAACAAAAAUAGGUUUCAGGGAGAGUAUGGCUCAGAUCCCGCGGAGAGACCACCCAAUCUGAAGAGGCCGGAGGAUUACGAAGCUGUGUUUGCUGGCAACAUCGACGACCACUUUAGGAUCGGGGUGGCAGUACUUCAGAGAAGCAUCCGGCUCUACGCUCCCUUCUACUCCUCGGACAUCCUCGUUGCCUCCCCUCUGGGUUUGCGGACUAUCAUUGGUGGAGAAGGAGAGAAGAGAGAUUUUGACUUUCUGUCUUCUAUUGAGCUGCUCAUCAUUGACCAAGCUGACAUUUACCUGAUGCAGAACUGGGAGCAUGUCCUGCAUUUGAUGAACCACAUGAAUCUGCUGCCCUUGGACUCACAUGGGGUGGACUUUUCUCGAGUACGGAUGUGGAGCCUCAAUAAUUGGUCCAAGUACUAUCGCCAGACCCUGCUAUUUGGUGCCCUGCAGGACGCACAGAUCAAUUCUGUGUUCAACAAGUACUGUGUCAAUGUGCAAGGCCAGGUGUCUGUGAGGAACGUCCCGAUGACAGGUUCCAUCAGCCAUGUCCUGGUGCAGCUCCCACAUGUCUUCCAGAGGUUGGAAGUUGGAGACCUAGCUUCACUGAUUGAUGCCAGGUUUAACUUUUUCGUGAACAAGAUUUUGCCUCAGUAUCGUGAUGCAGUCAUGUCUCACACGCUCAUCUAUGUUCCCUCCUACUUUGACUUUGUACGCCUCCGAAAUUACUUCAAGAAAGAGGACCUGAACUUCACUCACAUCUGUGAGUACACACAGAAGUCUGGUGUCUCCAGGGCCAGACACUUCUUCCUCCAAGGAGAGAAGCAGUUUCUGCUCCUCACAGAGCGCUUCCAUUUCUACAAAAGGUACACAAUAAAAGGCAUCAGGAACCUGAUUUUCUAUGAACUGCCCACAUAUCCCCACUUCUACAGUGAUGUCUGUAACAUGCUGAGGGCCACCAGCAGAGGAGAGGAAGCUGCCUGGACCUGCACCGUCCUCUAUGCCAAGUACGAUGCCCAGAGGCUGGCCGCUGUGGUUGGCGUGGAGCGGGCUGCGCAGAUGCUGCAGUCCAAGAAGAGCGUCCACCUCUUUAUUACUGGAGAAACAUGAGAACGGGUUGGACGGGAAAUAUUUGGCAUGAUACAUAAUGCCUGAUUCUGCGCCACUUGGCCCCAGUUCUGACCACCUUUGCGGGAGAAGACUGCCGCAGGAGAGGAGCACCAGGCCACGCCAUCGCGGAUACGGCUUUCUUUCCAGGUCAUACGCCCCUGAGAAGCUAAAUGUAAACCAAAUUUUGGUGAAUCAUAUCCUUCAGAGGUCAGGAGGGAGCUGAAGGGGCUCUGAGAAGUGGAGAGAAGGAAACUUCUACUUGUGAAUCUUUUGUAAGCCAUAAAUUCUUCUACUGUGUUGUAUCUCUAAUUUAUUACAUUUGGUAAAUUCUUUCA